AUGAGUUUAAAGGGUUUCCAGAAGAGCAUUGUCCGCGCCCCGCAAACGUUCAAGGCCAGGUUCAACAUUGGCGAGAACACCAAGGACGCUGUCUACACCGACGCCGAGCGCCGAUUUCAGGAACUCGAAAAGGAGACAAAGAAACUCCACGAUGAGUCCAAGAAGUAUUUCGACGCCGUUAAUGGCAUGCUGGACCACCAGAUCGAGUUCUCCAAGGCCAUGACAGAGUUAUACAAGCCCAUUUCCGGCCGUGCCUCUGACCCGAGCACAUAUACGAUUGAAGGAAACCCCGAAGGCAUUCGGGCUUGCGAGGAAUAUGAAGCAAUUGUGCAGGACUUGAAGGAAGCACUAGCCCCGGAGCUGGAAAUGAUCGAUUCCCGCGUUGUUAGCCCCGCGCAACAGCUCCUAGAGGUUAUUAAGGCGAUUCGCAAGGUUGCGGUCAAGCGAGACCACAAGAAACUGGACUAUGACCGCCACAGGAACACUUUGAAGAAGUUGCAAGAUAAAAAGGACAAGUCGCUCAAGGACGAGAAGGCCCUCUACAAAGCGGAGGGUGAUGUGGAACAGGCCACUCAGGACUACAACGUAUACAACGAUUUGCUCAAGGAUGAGCUGCCGAAACUUUUCGCCCUUGAAGCGGAAUUUAUCCGGCCGCUCUUCCAGUCCUUCUACUACAUGCAGCUGAACGUCUUUUACACAUUGCACGAGAAGAUGCAAGGUAUCAACAUCGGGUACUUUGACCUCACGCGCGACAUCGAAGAAGCCUAUGAGGAGAAACGCGGGGACGUCAAGGAGCGCGCGGAAGAACUCACUAUUGUCCAUUAUAAGACCACGGGUGGUCGCCGGCCAGGCUCGAAACUGACCGGCAAAGACAAACUGGCUGCAGAGCACAAAGGACGCUUUGGAUCACGGCCCAGUGAUCCAGAUGUUGUCGAAAACCCACCGCCUCCGUACUCCCCUGGCUCCAGUGGAAGCGCCCUUGCUGCUGCCGCAGCCAAGAAGCCGGCGCCCCCUCCGCCAAAGCCUAAACCCUCGCAGUUCCGUGCGCAAGUCGAGACAGUCACGGCGUUGUAUGAUUACGAAGCACAGGCUCACGGUGAUCUGAGCUUCUCGGCCGGAGAAGUUAUCGAGAUUUUACAACGGACAGACAACCAAAAUGAGUGGUGGACGGGCCGUGUUGAUGGACGAGAAGGGCAAUUCCCAGCGAACUAUGUCCAGUUGAAUUAG
This is a messenger RNA of Aspergillus mulundensis, 1227 nucleotides long. RefSeq names its product amphiphysin. The transcript is spliced from 3 exons. Gene Ontology annotation, molecular function: protein binding; lipid binding. Bases 1 to 1227 code for a protein of 408 amino acids. The record is from RefSeq and is a predicted model, not a curated record. Gene Ontology annotation, biological process: endocytosis; plasma membrane tubulation; actin cortical patch localization. Lineage: Eukaryota; Fungi; Ascomycota; Eurotiomycetes; Eurotiales; Aspergillaceae. Gene Ontology annotation, cellular component: mating projection tip; medial cortex; actin cortical patch.